Messenger RNA from Zonotrichia albicollis (white-throated sparrow), 9612 nucleotides. The record is from RefSeq and is a predicted model, not a curated record. NCBI's taxonomy places the organism in Eukaryota, Metazoa, Chordata, Aves, Passeriformes, Passerellidae.
CAGAUUCAAAAUGAAUGUAAAAGAACACAGUCACCAUAACUGAUGAUAAUACAAAAGAACACGUAGGAAAGAUUUCUUUUUCCCAGCAUAUUAUAGGAAGAAAAGGUUUACAGAUUUCAGAGAAAUUUACGUAUUUUUAUUUCUCAGUGGCUACCAACACUGUUUUUCCAUUAACUUCAGAGGAUACAGCUCUCAGCAGAGCUUUGAUACUACCAACAGUGUCAGCAUACAAGAGACAGUACAACUCCUCUUCCUGCUCUCUGCCACAUCUUCAGCACUUCCAAGUGACUGCCCUGCUAAAGCUUCACUAAACAGACAGAUGUAUAAAAAUGGCCAAAAGAUUCUUCCAUAGCAUGUGUAAAAUACAAAAUGAAGCAGGUAAGAGUAAUUGAUUCACCCUCUUCAGCCAGUCUUACUGCUAACCUCUAGCCUCUCAAGAAUAUGAAGAUGUGCUUUUUAAACUACACAUCUCAAGUGAAGUUCUUCAUGUAUGAUAGUGUGAAGGGUUUGACUGGGCUCUUUCCCAUGCUGUUUGGCUGCCUGUUCAAACUUCUCCUCUCACUCUUCUUCACAUCACAGCCUCUCUGGUUUCCCUUAUCCAGCUUGCCUAAAUCUCCUUUCCUUGCUCUUUCAUUCAAGUAUUACCUUGCUAAUGACAACAUUCACUUGAAAAAAAAACAAUAUUUGUAUAUUGAUUUCUGCAAAUUCAUUUACCACUCUGUGUGUCAUGCACUCUUUGAUCUGUGUUCACUUUUUUUUAACUGAGAGAUAUUUGGGGCAGGGGCUGUCAUCUGGUGUGUGCUUGAAUAAUGCACAGCACAAAGGCAUCCUAUUUUAGACAGUAUUUGAGAAACGCUGUAGCAAACAAUAAAAACAAUUAUAAUUACCCCUCCCACAAGCUACAUUAAAAUACAUGAUCACUCAAAUAUUGAGAAAUGACAGCAUCAAUCCUGUGAUGUAAUUUAAUUAAUUUCCCUCUCUUCUUUUGUGUAAGUAUGAUGAUACUGUCUCUAGCAAUAUCAUAGUAUAUUACUUUUUCUGCAAAUGUCUUGCUUCAUUGAGUAUUGUUAAUUUUUUAAAAUAAUUUUUUUAUCCAAAAUGGUGUCCAAAUCUUUCUUACCAUAGGAUUUCCUGUCAUAAUCCCUUCAUUGAGUAGAAAGUUACUAAUUUCCUUCUAUAUUUUUUUUGUUAUUUUUAUCAGAGGAUGUGAAUGAUUCAAGAGUACUAGUGAAAUUAUUUUGGCAAUGCUGACUUGAAGACCUGUCACUCUGUCUUAAAGAUGGGAGAUAAAGUAAGCAGAUAGAGUAAGCAUAAAACAUAAAUCUUACAUGUUAAAUUAACAAGAUGUCUUCCAAUAUUUUAUAUUGUUUCAUGUUUCUAGCAUAUGGUACAUUGGAAGCAUAGUGACCAAAAAAAAAAAGCUUUUAGCUUGGAGUGCACAGAAUUUCUGAUAUUUUUUCAGGUGAGGAACAAAAAACACUUUAGCAGGCAUGAUUUUUCACAGCGGAAAGAAACAAAGCCAAUUUUUCAAAAUUUAUUCAGCUUCUUGAACAAUUCUUCCAUUUUACACUCUGCUGUUAAAACUCAAACUUCUAUGUUCGGUAAGACAAGAAAGAUGUGCAUAAAAUCUCUCUCCACAUCCCUAACUGAUCCCCAUAAGCCUGUUCACAUCACAGAACGUUACAUGCUCCUAUGUAAAGCACUGUCUCUUGAAGGCUUCAUGAAAAUAAAAGUUUUGUGGGCUGUAGCCCAGCCACAGAGGUCUUCCUACCUGGAAAAAAAGAAUCAAGCUUUCUGUUCUGCUUCUAGGACUUCCUGUAUCUUCACUAAUUGCUCAACUGUGUAUGUACCUAGUAUUUUCUUAAAUAAUUUUACAGCUAUCACGUGCAGUUAUUUCCCUGAUUUUUCAAAUAUCUCUUUUUAGGCAUGGAAACCCAAAGUGGACUUAGCAAUUUCUAACUGGUAUCCCAGUACUAAAAACUGAAACAUAUCAGCUACAGGAUAGCAUUAGAAAUAGAUUUACUUGUCCAACACAUUCUCUAGAUCUCUCUCAAAAUCACCAUGUCCCAUGGGACACACAUUGAUCUGAAAGACUUUGUAUAAAACUCUUGUUUUUAAGCCCACUGUCAGUCUGGUAGUAUUAAAACGAGCAAAUUGCACUGGUGAUAUUUUGACUGAGUUCUGGUCUACCAAAUUUUCCUAAUUUGAGCUCCGUAGCAAAUUCCUCACAUCUCAACAAUCAUGAAUGUCUUCAUAACGUGCAUUGGGGUAAUAAGGGUAGGGGGAAAGUGUUUAGGAACAAUACAUGAGAGAGGCCAGAGGUGUUUUAGCAGCACUGGGACAUUUCAGAGGACAAUAAACACUAGCAGUGAAUCCUUCUCUCCUAACUUGACUGUCCCUCAGGAUGCAAGCUGUCAUCUCCUCUGGGAUUCUCAAGCCAACUUCGUCCUCAUCUCACCUGCCUUACACGUUCACACCACUCUCCCUCUCUGCCUGCACCAAGAACAUCCCAUGCUUAUUCUUCUACCCCUGCCUAGAUUUCUGCUAUAGCAGUGGGCUCUUCUUGUGUUAAAGAGCUGUUGCAAAUAUUGUAUUGAUUUUUUUUUGUUUGGGUUAAAUAAAGAACUAAAAGUAAUAACACAGGCUCAGUUCUUGUUAAAGAAAAAAAUCCAACUUUAAUUUAACCUAUUACUUGAGUUUCAAUUUGAUUUCAGAACACGCUUUGCUUUAAUAGAUUCCUAUUAUCUGUAUGAUCAUCUUUUUAGAGUUAUUUACAAGUUUGUCAAUAUUUGUGUCAGCAGCACAUUUCAACAUAAAUUAUUCAGAAUCUAUUUCCAGAUUGCCAGCAGCAGUAUUGAGCAGGAAAAAGCACAGCUCACCGUACAACUCUACUAUAACAGGUAUUUUCAAAGACCUGUCAUCUGAUCAGCCCUUAGCCAUUUCAUGUAUGUUUAUCAGAAUUCUCUGCAAUACUAAGUCAAAGGUAUUACAAAAGUCUCAAAAAUUUCACCUUUUUCUGUUCCAUUUAUUCCAAUAACCUUGAAAAUUAGCACUAAUUCUUUUUUUGAAGUAUUAACUUCAUCUUCAUUCUUUAGGUUUUUAUUGCUGAAUUCUACAUAGCUUUUUUCUUCAUCAUUUUGACUCAAACCAAUGCUUAACUUACUGUUUUAUAACCAUAUUAUAAUAUUGAUAUUCAUUAGAUGCUGAAAGCUUUCUCCCUGGUAAACAUACUGGAAAAGAUUUUUUGUUUGAAUUAUCUGCAACUGAAAAAUUGUUUUAAUGUUCUCUUAUCACAUUACAUCAAUUUUCUUCACAACUUUUUGAAGGUAAGUUUAUAUUCCAUUUGUCUCAUCGUGCUCUUCAUGGCAUCAGUUUUAAGACAGCUCUACCUGCUCCAUUUAGUAUCCAAAAGGGAAUAGUUCUAGUUGGGAGACGGGGUAGGGCAGCUGUCCAUCCCUCCCACCAUCAGGGGUACUGCCUAAUGCUCCACUCAGAUCAUAUCUUCAGUCUCACAUUAGUGGAGCAGCAAUGGGCUUUUGUCCAAUCAUUUUUUGGACUUAGAACUAGAAAAUCUCAAAACAUUCAAUAUUUCAGCUUCUUCUCUGAUGUUUCCCUCAUUGAGUUUCACAUCAUUUUUGUUUAGUUAUGUUCUCAAAAAAGGCUGACACAUUUUUGCUGAAACACUGAAGAAAAACAUCAAAGAUGAACAUCAUACAGAGAAGUUUUCAGCUCGAAUUAUGCAAAAUAUUUAUAGUGAUGAUGCAAAUGAUGAAAAAAAUUAUAUAUACAAUUUUGCAUUCAAGUAAAAGUUCUUAAAAUUCAAAGUCAAUUUUUUACAGUUUGUAAAGUAAAGAGCAGUGCCUGGGAAAGUAAAUGAAGAUUAUGCUCUUAUGUACUAAGCACACUUCAUAUAUGGUUUUAAAAUAUAAAAAUUGUCAGUAACCAAUGCAUCAAAGUGAAAAUAAAUAAACCGUUAUGUAAAUUUACAAAGGUUUAACUACUAAACCCAGAUUUUAGAGUUGAGAACUUUCCAUAAUAAUAUCCCCAGUGACAGGGUUGGAGUGGGCUACUGGAAAUAAUCACCAGUCCAACGCACGAUCCCUGGUAACAGACCUACAAGUGCACUUUCCUGAUGGCUGGUUUGCUUUAUCGGAGUCUGCAAUAGAUUCCCACAGUCACUGUCCCACGUUUGCAGAGCUUGGGCUCACAUCACCCGGACACUGGCAACAAGCCUUUUGUGGCUCCCCAGCCUGAGCAUUGAAUUGGGGAGAAAUGAAGUGGGGAGAAACCAGGCACCUUUUGCACAGGAGCUGACAGGAGGGGCCGAUGCACAACUUCUUCAGGAGCUUUCGAAACCUCAUUAGUAAUUUCGGUGCUUCUUGCUUUGGUUACCGGGCACAAUGGAAGAGACAUGGCACAAAGACUGGAUUUGAGGACACGCUGGGUCUGAGCUUCUGGACAACGAGAGCUGCUUCUGCCUCGGCUUUCGGGCAGAGCAGAGCAGAGCAGAUUGAGGGCAGAAAGCAGCUUUCGGGGGGGUUCUGCGGGGGCUGACUUCAGUUAGUUUGACAGGACAGGCACGGGCGUGCACUUUCCAGCAGCGGCCUGGCUGCGAAUCUCUCCGUGGAAGAGCUGCCGUGGGCAAGGCCAGGCGGCCGGAAGGAUGCGGAGAUGGAGAAGGCCUCGAAUGGGACGCGCUGCUGAGAGGAGCCGUUCCAAGGGCACCCCGCAGACCGUGGUCAUGGAUCGGAUUUUCUCUGGUAUCCAGCCAACUGGGACCCCUCAUCUGGGUAACUACCUUGGAGCCAUUCAGAACUGGGUGAAUCUGCAGGAAGAGUGCAGCUCAGUGCUCUAUAGCAUUAUGGACAUGCACUCUUUCACCAUGCCCAAGGAGCCAGCUGUCCUGCGCCAGAACAUCCUGGACACCACUGCUGCCAUCCUUGCCUGUGGGAUUGACCCCAACAAGUGUCUCCUGUUCCGGCAAUCACUGGUUCCUGAGCAUGCAGAACUUGCCUGGAUUCUUGGGUGCUUAACUAAUGUGCCACGUCUGCUACGUUUGCCCCAGUGGAAGAUGAAGCGUGCCAGCCAGAACAGCGAAGGAACUGUUGGUUUGUUGACUUACCCUGUGCUUCAAGCAGCAGAUAUUUUGCUGUACAAGUCAACACGUGUUCCUGUUGGAGAAGAUCAAGUCCUGCACCUGGAACUAGCCCAAGAUAUAGCACAACAUUUCAACAAGAAAUAUGGAGAAUUCUUUCCUGUGCCCAAAGCCAUUUUAAGUACAACAAAGAGAAUAAAAUCCCUCAGAGAUCCGUCAGCGAAGAUGUCCAAGUCAGACCCGCAGAAGUUAGCCACCGUUACCAUAGCAGACAGCCCAGAUGAAAUAGUGCUGAAGUUCCGCAAAGCUGUCACUGACUUCACCUCAGAGGUGACCUACGAGCCCGCCGCCCGCCCCGGUGUCUCCAACCUGGUGUCCAUCCACGCCGCAGUGACGGGGCUGAGUAUCAAAGACGUGCUGCACCAAGCCACUGGUCUCGACACUGCUCACUACAAAAUGGUGGUGGCAGAGGCCGUUAUCCAAAAAUUUGCACCUAUCAGGAAUGAAAUCAAGAAACUCCAGGAAGACAAGUCUCAUCUGAUAAAGGUUUUAGAGGAUGGAGCAGAGAAAGCCAAAGAACUGGCUGCUCCUAUCUAUCAAGAAAUAAGGAGACUGGUGGGAUUCCAAUAGAAGCUGCUGAGUAGCUGCAAGGACUUUUGUAUCAUGUGACAGAGAUUUUGUUAUUUGUAACAAAAUCAUUUAUUAAUUAUUAAUCAUUUUGGUUUGAAACAAAAACUUUUUCUCCUGGAAGACCCAAGGAGAAUGUUGAAGGUGAUUGCAUUAAAAAAUGUGCAUGAAGCCUGGUAUUUCCUGUGGGACCAGCAUUAAGCUUGUCUGGCUAGUCAAAGAGGGAGGGCAGAAGCAAUCACAAUUCACAAAGAAAAUGUGCAAAAGCAGAUUAUAAGGUUGCCUGUGUGGGUUUUUGGAUUUUUCCAUUGACCACUGCAAGAAGCUGAAGUGUAGAUAAGGUGAUCAGAAUCUAGCAGAAGGAUUUGUAAUCCCCUCAAGAACAUGCUUAGCUGUGUACGUGCUGUUGUUACAGAGGGACAAUUAAUCCUACUGGGGGUUAUUCAGCUUUGAUAUGGUGAUUAAACUUGUUCUUGGAUAACCAGAAUAAAAGGAGAGACUUAAAAAUAAAUGCUCAGGGUGAUGACAAAGGAACUUACUGCUUCUCCCUAUAGUUUCUUCAAAUUCAGUGUGAAUUAUUUUUUUGUAUCUAUGUAGUUGGUAUGAAGUGAAUUUCACUUCUGCCAUUGUGCCAUCCUGCUGGUCAGGUCUAAGGUGCUUCAAUGAGAAAUGACAUGUGCUUCAGCUGCUCCUAUUUCGCCUGCUAUUCUGUUUAACAGGCAGCUCCAGGAUUUUCAGUUCAGCAUCACGUCUAGAAUUGCUUUAAAAAAGGUAGAGAAGAUGUAAUCCUGAAUCAAAUAAAUCUUGGGUUGAGAAGCAGAGAGCUUUCUGUAAAGUUUACAAAAUUGCUUCUUUAGAAAAUUGUGCUGAGGUCAGAGCCAGAACAGAGUUAAAUAGAUCUUUAUGGACUCUUCACUACUGAGCCUUGAGAAAGUGUAGUGAUAGGAAAGCAGUGUUAGCCUGCCCUGAUCUUGGGCCUCCCAAGAUCCACAGACUUGGACCCAUGGAUUGUGGCACCUGUUGGGGAAUGUGUGGCCAAGAGGGAUUGCCAAAAAGAGGCACCAUGCUCUGAAGAGGGGUAGUAGUACAUGUUAAAAGGUAUUGAAAGCCCUACUGAUCCUGUGCCAGCAUAUUUAGCUGUGUUGUUGCACUUCAUGGUGCUGUGUAUGAAAUUGCUGUACUGUAAACUGAGUUAAUCCUGUGCUCUGGCAGCUCAUAACCACGCUAUGCCUGUGGCAUUGGUCAUGAAGGAUUGCAGUCUUAUGUGACUGAGUUAGUAAAACAUGGGGAGGGGGUUCUACAGAGUGUGGUUGGGUGGUUGGUUGUUUUGGGGUUUUCUAAAUAGCAGUAUUUAGUUAAUUAUAGUGAGUUAAUUCAGAAAGAAAUAUUUAAUUUUCCAAAACUUAAAGCUGAGGACUGAGCGUCUCCAGAUCUGUGCUGAGACCUGUAUUUAUUUGUUAGGAAUCUGAAGAAGAGAACUGCCAUGCAAGAGCUUGAUGAUGACAGAUUUUCUAAAAUUAGUCAAGACUAGAAAAGCAGAGUGGAUGGAGACAGACUGAUUGGAACCAAACUCAGUGUAGACAAGCCUAAGGUAAUGUCCUCUGGAAAGAAUAAGUAUAUUCAAAAAUUGUCCCUGGUUUUAAAUAAACUGUAGUGGAUAAGGAAAGAACAUGUUAUAACUGUACAUAUUUACGUAGUUUUACAAAGCUUUUGUCAGUGUUUAACAGCUGCAUUAGAGCACUAAGAUGAAAAAUUAAGACACACAAUUACUGCACCUGGCAUAUAAUGUUUGCUGUGGCACUUUUUAAUAUAGAUUAAUAUAGAUUGAUUUCAGCGAAGGUCCCACAGUAUGUACAUUAAGAAAAGCUAACACUGUCCUCAUGAAGACUGAAAGUCUUUAAUACUUGUGUAUCUAGUUUCUACCUGUACCUCUUUUUCACUAGCAAAGAUAGAAGCAUAUAUUCAAAAGACAACUCAGAGAUUCAAGAUCUCUACACUUCUGAUACUCAAACCACCUAAUAUGUAGAGUUGCAAUUCAACACACCUUCUCUGCAGUGGAAGGAAAAUAGGAGCAUUCAUGGGAGGGGUUGACACCAACAGGUGAUUUUGGUUUGUUAUUUAAACUGUUCUGAGCAUCUUUCCAAAACUGUUAGAUUCUUUUUCAGAAAAUCAUGUAAGUAGAGCAAGAAAAAAAACUUCAAUAGAGCCUUUUCUUGGAGGUGAGGAUUUAAGGCAUUACAUAUUUAGCUGUGUUUCAAGCAAAUUCACUAAUUUGCCUCUUUUUAAUUCAACACUACACUGGGGGUUUUUCCUUCCCUUUCCCCUAUCAGUCAAACAAGUCUUAUUUGCCUGAGCUAUUUCCUACCAGUAAGGAAAUAUACAUAUUUUUUCAUCUUCAGAAAAGUUAAACUUGUGUAAAAUGAGUAUAUUAACCUACUGAUGGUUGACUAAGCUUUUCAUUUUAGUUGCUCCUGUGGAGGAAUUCUCAAAAUAACAUAUGUUUGCCUGUGGAGAGCCUGGUUCAAGCAUGGCUUAAAGAAAGAGGCCAUGAAGGUAUUCAGCUAAGGGAAAAAGCAGCCUUUCCCAGGCUUGAUUCUGUAAAUAAUUAAGGUUCUCAGCCACCUUUUAUACAACAAGAUUCUCAGACCGUUCUCUCAAAAACAGGCAGAUAUCCUGUCCUUGGCUGCUCUAGGAACAGAUGGCCGUUCUGGGAACAGAUAUAAAGGUUUUGGGAACUUUUCAUAUCAUGGUGAGAACACUGAUCUUGGUUUCAAUAAACUAACUUCAAGUAUUGUAAACAAAAGGAGGAGCUGAAGUUUUCUCUACAGCCUAUCGAGAGCUCAGGUUUUGCAAUAUGCAUGAAGUGAAUUAGCACUGUUGUAAAAGGUGUUGAAUUUGAUCAAUAAACUGGAGUCGAUGCUGACCAACACAAAGGUGGGUCAUCUCCCUUCACUUCAACAUUUGCCCAGUGAAACAAUCUCGAUUCCAUUAACAAACACGAUCUUUAGAAUCCCUUGAGAGAAGACAACAAAUGUAGAUGUUUGCAGGUAUCUGUUGCCUAUUUCAGUUUUCUUAGAGCAUGUUUUUUUUCUGUAAAGUUAACCAUCUUGGCACUCUGGUGGUUUAGCUGAGCUUGAAGAACAGAGUUGAUUCCAAGCUAUUCUCUCCUCUUCUACCUCCCUGUUUCCCUUUGGGAAUGUCUUAUAAACACCCAUUCUGUAUAGGGUUCUGUGGCAAUGUUUACGAGGAAGUGCAGUUGAGUUGGAAUAGCUGUUUAGGGAAAAAUUGUUGGAGAAGACGUGAUGCUUUAUGUUUCAUAGUUAUUUGUUUCACAAAAAUUUGUUUCACAUAGUUAUUUGUUUCACACAAACUCUAGUUCUUGGGAUUUAAUGUUUGUUUGCAGCAAAACAGGUGCACUCCUGAAACGCAUUUUCAUCUUUGUUUUUUUCUGAAUCACAUUCUCUAAGACUUCUCUGUGAUGUCAGCUGAAGUGCAGUUGGUGGGGAGUUUCUGCAGAUGCACACUCCUCAUGCCAGCUCCGGAGUGGUAGAGACAUGCCCUGUGUUAUUGUGGGAAGUCACUAUAAGGUGUUCUUCCAGGACAGAGUGAGAAAAAGGUCCAAAUAUAUAUUUCCUAAUUGAAGUAAAAAGAGUCAAAAGGUGGAGAGGUAUCCUUACCCCGUGCUGUGUUGUUCACUGAAGAAAAGGAAGCAGAAACAAUGGUCCUUUAUUUAGAAGGUAUCAGAAAUUUGUGCCUUAGACUCAAAAUCUCCUCUUUUGCCAUUCCUGUGUGUUUGGGCCAGUGCUCCUGGCCCACGGCAGAUCCCAACCACUACAUAUGUGUCAGACAUAGAAUCUCCUGUUAAGACUCACUCACCUUUAGAGAUAAAA